CUUGGUGCCUGUUUCGCUUAGUAGCUGAGCAGGCUUGAAUGGUCCCUUAUGCUGUGCUCUCUGUCCUGCCGCUGGAUGCUGUGGAAGGUGCUCAGGCAAGCUCCGAAGUUGCGACAUGGAUGCAUUGACUUAUGAUGAUGUGCAUAUGAACUUCACUCGAGAAGAAUGGGCUUUGCUGAAUGCUUCACAGAAGAGCCUCUACAAAGAUGUGAUGUUGGAGAACUACAGAAACCUCAUUGCUGUAGGCUACAAUUGGGAAGAACGUAAUAUUGAAGAACAUUGUAAAAGUUCCAGAAGACAUGGAAGGCAUGAAAGAAGUCAUACUGGAGAGAAACCCUAUGAAGGCAUUCAGUACGGUGAAACCUUUGUUUAUCACAGUAGUCUCCGAAUGCAGAAAAUAACACACACUGGAGAGAAAUGCUACAAAUGCAGUCACUGUGGUAAAGCCUUUGCAGGACACCACACUCUCCAAAUACAUGAAAGAACACAUACUGGAAAGAAAGCUUAUGAAUGUAAGCAAUGUAGUAAAUCCUUUGCCUCUCACGAUCAAUUUCAAAAACAUGAAGGAAUUCAUACUGGAGAGAAACCUUAUAAAUGUGAUCAAUGUGGUAAAGCCUUUGUACAACACAGUCAUCUCAAAAAGCAUAAAGUAACACAUACUGGAGAGAAACCUUACAAAUGUAAUCAGUGUGGUAAAAGCUUUGUAUAUCCUAAAUCUUUACGAGUACAUAAAAGAACACAUACUGGAGAGAAGCCCUAUGAAUGUAAUCAAUGUGGCAAAGCCUUUGCAUAUCAAAGUUCUUUCCAAGUACAUAAAAGAAUACAUACUGGAGAAAAACCUUAUAAAUGUAAUGAAUGUGGUAAAGCCUUUGCCCGAAACAGUGAACUCCGAACACAUGAAAGAAUUCAUACUGGAGAGAAACCUUACAAAUGUAAUCAAUGUGGUAAAGCUUUUGUACGUCACGAUGCACUUCAAAGGCAUGAAAGAAUACAUACUAGAGUGAAACAUAAAGAAUGUAAUCAAUGUAGUAAAUCCUUUGCUUCUCCUGCUCAACUUCGAAAACAUGAAAGAAUUCAUUCUGGAGAGAAACCUUACACAUGUAGUCAAUGUGGUAAAGCCUUUGUACGUCAAUAUGAUCUUCAAAGACAUGAAAGAAUACAUACUGGAGAAAAACCCUAUGAAUGUAAGCAAUGUAGUAAAUCCUUUGCUUCUCAUAAUCAACUUCGAAUACAUGAAAGAAUUCAUACUGGAGAGAAACCUUACAAAUGUAAUCAAUGUGGUAAAGCCUUUGCACAACUCAGUCAUCUCAAAAUGCAUAAAAUAACACAUACUAGAGACAAAUGCAAUGAAUGUAAGCAAUGUAGUAAAUCCUUUGCUUUUCAUGGUCUACUUCGACUACAUGAAAGAAUUCAUACUGGAGAGAAACCUUACAAAUGUGAUCAAUGUGGUAAAGCCUUUGCACAACACGGUCAUCUCAAAAUGCAUAAAAUAACACAUACUGAAGAGAAACCUUACAAAUGUAAUCAGUGUGGUAAAGGCUUUGCCUAUCAUAGAACUUUCCAAGUACAUAAAAGAACACAUACUGGAGAGAAACCCUAUGAGUGUGAGCAAUGUGGCAAAGCCUUUGCAUAUCAAAAUUAUUUCCAAGUACAUAAAAGAAUACAUACUGGAGAAAAGCCCUAUGAAUGUAAGCAAUGUAAUAAGUCCUUUAUUUCUCAUGCUUCACUUCGAAAACAUGAAAGAAUUCAUACUGGAGAGAAAACUUAUUAAUGUAGACAAUGUUGUAAAGCCUAUUCACAAUCAAGUCACCCCCAACUACAUAAAAGAACACAUACUAAAGAGUAACCUUAUGAAUAUAACCAAAGUGAUCUUGAAAGGUGUGGUGGUUUAAAUAUACUUGGCCCAUGGCAAGUGGCAGUAUUAGGGAGUAUGGCCUUUCUGGAGUAGAUGUGGCAUUUGAGAAAGUCUGUCACUGUGGGCUUGGACUCUGAGAUCCUAUGCUUAAGCUCCACCCAGGGCAAAAGAGUCUUCUGGCUGCCUUCUGAUCAAGAUGUCGAAUUCUCAUCUCCUCCAGCACUACGUGUGCUUAGACACUGACCUUUUUUCCCACCUUAAUGAUAAUAGACUGAACCUCUGCAACUAUACACUACUCCCAAUUA
This is a messenger RNA of Mus caroli (Ryukyu mouse), 2160 nucleotides long. RefSeq lists its product as uncharacterized. Lineage: Eukaryota; Metazoa; Chordata; Mammalia; Rodentia; Muridae. Gene Ontology annotation, molecular function: DNA-binding transcription factor activity, RNA polymerase II-specific. Gene Ontology annotation, biological process: regulation of transcription by RNA polymerase II. The record is from RefSeq and is a predicted model, not a curated record. Gene Ontology annotation, cellular component: nucleus.